AUGUCAACAUCUGCCACAAAAAUCAAUUUCUCGAAAUCAUCUGAAUUUACAAAACCUGUUCUACAACUGAGAACAGCGGAGUUCAAAAGACCAGAUUUAUCAAAAGUCGAGACAAGAGAAGGUUCUGAUAUCUCAUCGGUGUUUAAUACUCUAGGGACUGAAUCAAAUAAUGAUGUUUUCCCUCCAAGAUUUGUUGAAUUGAAGAAGAAACUAAUCAAAAACCCAGAAGCUGUGAAGGAGAGUUGGGUCAGAUUAAAGAAGUCAUUGAAGGAAAAGAUUGACCAAAUCGAGAAACAAGGUCCUGAUAUUGUUCCAAGUAUUGAUUAUAAUGAACUUGAAACGUUAAAUCACUCCAAAAGGGCAGAUGUUUUGGAGAAAGGUUGUGUUGUUGUUAGAAAUGUGUUCUCCAGAGAAGAAGGUCGGAAAUUUAAAACUGAUGUUGAUGAAUACGUGAAGGCAAACCCUCAAACAAAAGGUUUCCCUCAAGACAAAAAAGUUGUUUAUGAGUUAUACUGGUCCAAAUCUCAAGUUAGGGCAAGAUCUGAUCCAAGAAUGAUCAAAACUUUGAACUUUGUUAACCAUUUGUGGCAUGCUGAUGAAAAGACUGAAAUCUCAUUAGACCAAAACUUGAGUUAUGCUGACAGACUACGUAUCAGAAAUGCAGGUGAUAACAUGUUUUCAUUAGGUCCACACGCUGACGGUGGUGGUGUUGAAAGAUGGGAAGAUGAAGAAUAUAGCAGAUGUUAUGAUGCAAUCUUUGAAGGUAGAUGGGAGGAUUAUGAUCCAUUUGAUGCAACACAUAGAGCUAAGGCUCAAAUGUCAUUAUAUCCAACUGCCGGUGCAUGUCGUGUUUUUAGAACUUUCCAAGGCUGGUUAUCCAUGUCAGAUGCAGCACCAGGUGAAGGUACUAUUUUGUUUGGGCCUUUUGUUAAAGAAGUUACUGCUUACUACAUGUUGAGGCCAUUUUUUGAUGAAAAUGAUGAGUUGGAUUUUUCCACCACUAAGUUCCCAGGAACAGUAAUUGGUAAGGCUCAAGAAUUUAAUGAUAAAACACAUCCUGACUUGGUCCUCCAAAAAUUGAUGGUUUCUAUUCCAAAAGUUCAACCAGGAGAUGCUGUUUUCUGGCAUUGUGAUUUAAUUCAUGCUGUGGAUCCUGUUCACAAAGGUACUGCUGAUUCAUCUGUCAUGUAUAUCCCAUCAGUUCCAUUAUGUGAAUUGAAUGCUCGCUAUUUUCAAUUGCAAAGAGAAAGUUUCCUCAAUGGAUUUGCUGGACCCGAUUUCCCAGGGUUCCCAAGUGGUGUUGGUGAAAGAGAACAUGUUGGUAGGGCAGAUGCUACUUAUGCUUAUAAUGUUGGUGGUAGAGAUGCUUUGCAAGAGUUAUGCUUGGAACCUUUUGAUGUGAAAUCAUCUUAUUCUGAAGGUACAAAGAGUGUUAUUAAAAAGUGUAACGACAUUUUGUUUCAACGAUGA
This is a messenger RNA of Hansenula anomala, 1470 nucleotides long. Its product is annotated as DUF1479 domain-containing protein. The record is from RefSeq and is a predicted model, not a curated record. The transcript has a single exon. NCBI's taxonomy places the organism in Eukaryota, Fungi, Ascomycota, Saccharomycetes, Phaffomycetales, Wickerhamomycetaceae. The coding region runs from base 1 to 1470 and encodes 489 amino acids.